UUCUGCAUCGGGAGGUGGCCUAUUGUUCAGAUGACACUGGGCACAUGGGUUGCGAUUCUGAUGGCGCGAAACAUUUGUUUUCCAAACGUUGUGAUCACGAUGAAGCAAGUUUUGUAGGAUAAUGCGGAAGAUUUUUCUCCGCACGUGCCAUAAGAUCGUGAAGAAACUCUUUUAUAAAUUUGUUGAAUACGGAAUACUUACGCGAUUUAAUUAACAAAACGCCUAGAGUAAAACGAAAUUCGUGAGCGUGUCAAGAUGUACGGAAUGCUACUGGAAAGUGUGCAAUAUUUCGUGCAGUUAGAAUUUGGCGAAGAAGUAUGGCUUCACAUUCUGGAAAAAGCUGAUUGUAAACACAUGGUUUUUAAUACAAGACAGAUAUACUCGGAUGAACUAAUGACCAAUUUGGCCGCGGCUCUUGCCACGUAUACUGGUGAUUCUAUGGAUAACAUUAUGCAAUUUUUUGGAAAGUGCUUUGUUAGAUUUUUCAGUAAUUUAGGAUACGAUUGCACUGUAAAAGCAACUGGUCGUUACUUUUGCGAUUUUUUACAAAGCGUUGACAAUAUUCACAUGCAAAUGAGGUUUACAUAUCCAAAAAUGAAGAGUCCUUCUAUGUAUACAACACAUGUCGAUCCGCAGGGAGUUGUUCUGGUUUAUAGAAGUACUCGACAAGGCUUUACGCAUUAUCUUAUGGGACAAUUAUUUCAGAUAGCAAAAGACUUAUACAAUACAGAAUUAAGUAUUAGAGUUUUAGAAACUUCAAACAAUAUUCCAGGAUCUCGAAGCGUAAUGGUUAAGUUCCGUAUUGAUUUCGAUAACCAUCAAUAUAUCACGAAGAACAACAGAAUAAAAGCUACAUUAAACCGUGAAUUGUCGCCUGUUUCCUGCACGUUUCUCUUACGCCUUUUUCCAUUCGGCGUCGUAAUGAAUAAGGAUAUAAGAAUUUUAGGAGCAGGUGAUAAACUGCUCCAAGCCUGGGGUGGUACUACGUCCAUUUUAAAUAAGCAUGUUACAGAAAUAUUUAAAUUAAGAAGACCCAAGGGAAUUUCGUUUACAUGGGGAAACAUAAUGUACUUACAUUCAGUGAUGUUCGAAUUAGAACUCAUUAGAGCGAAUGAUCAUCACUCCUCAAUAAAUUCAGACAGUACACCGAGCACAAGUAGUGGUUUAGAUAGGCGUGGAAGUCAAGGUGCGAGAAGUAUCUUGUUGAAGGGCCAAAUGAGAUACAUCGAGGAUAUUAAAGCGAUUAUAUUUCUCUGUAGUCCUUUAAUUAACAAUUUAGACGAACUUCUUAAUAUGAGUUUAUAUUUAAACGAUCUGAAUCCUCACGGUAUGAGCAAAGAACUGGUAUUAGCAGGAUGGCAACAUUGUGGAAGAUUGGAAAUGAUGUUUGAGAGGGCAGAACAAAGAUCAACCGAACUAGAGAAUAGCUAUGUGCUACUGGAUCGAUGGAAAAAUAAGAGCGACGAGCUUUUAUAUUCUAUGAUUCCGCAAACGGUGGCAGACCGAUUACGAGCCGGAGCAAGUCCGUUGAGCACUUGUGAAUCAUUUGAAUCAAUAACAGUCCUUUUCUGCGAAUUAUGCGACUUCGAUUAUUCAACCAUCGAGGGAGCAAUGGAUAUUGUCUUAUCUAUGAAUGCUGUUUUUUCCUGUUUCGAUACGCUAAUGGAUCAAUUUAAUGUUUACAAAGUGGAGACCGUUGGUCGUGUGUACAUGGCAGCUAGCGGGGCACCGGAUAGAAACGAAAACCAUGCACAAAAUAUCGCUGACGUUUCUCUACAACUUAUCGAGCAUGUUCGAUCUCUCGAAUUACCCUCUGGAUUGGACAUACGAAUCCGCAUAGGAAUUCAUUCCGGGCCAGCGGUGGCCGGUGUGGUUGGCAUCAAGUUGCCGAGAUAUUGUUUCUUUGGGGAUACUGUUAAUACAGCUUCCAGAAUGCAGACCACCAGUCUGCCGGGAAAGGUGCACAUUUCUUCUAGUACCAAAGCUUUGUUACCUAAAGAUCGUUAUCGCACCGAAUCACGUGGCGUUGUAUGGGUAAAGGCAUUGCAGGAUAAUAGACGGAAUUUUCCUGCCUCAAACGCUCAAGUGCACUACAAUAUCACGAAUGCAGAGAUUGCUGAUCGUCCGGCAAUAGAUGAAGUAUCGUAUAUAGAUUUCGAUCCUGCACCCACAUCCUCUUCCAAAAAGCCGAACGUCUGCAAAGACUGCACCUGCGGGCUUGGAAGAAAGAGACGGAUUGUUGGCGGCAACGUGACAAGUAUUUACGACUAUCCCUGGCUUGUUAGUAUGACUAAGAAAGGAACCUUUUACUGUGCCGGAAGUGUAAUAUCACGUAAGCAUAUUUUGACAGCAGCGCAUUGUUUGCAAGGAUUUGAUAUUAAAACUAUCAAACUUGUCUUAGUGGAUAGCGAACGUCCUUCGAUAAGCAGCAACGCUAUAGUUCGACAUAUUAAAUCGGCAACCAUUCACGAAAACUAUCGUGCUUCUGCUUCUUUUAAUAAUGAUAUUGCUAUCAUAGAAAUGGAUCAGCCUGUAUCUAUAAAUGAUGUCGUGCGAACAGCAUGUUUACCUGAAGACAGAACUAUCGAUUAUACGGGAGCGAUUGCCACUGUAGUUGGAUGGGGUCGAACGGGGGAAAACAAACCAGUAAGUAACGACCUGCGAAAAGUCAAUUUACCGAUCUUGUCAAAAGAGGAAUGCGAUCAAGCCGGAUAUGCGAAAAACCGCAUCACCGAAAAUAUGUUCUGUUCUGGUUACCUCGAUGGAGAACGCGACGCCUGUUUUGGAGAUAGCGGAGGACCAUUACAUGUCAAAGGAGUUUAUGGACAACUUGAAGUAAUAGGCAUCGUUUCAUGGGGUCGUGGUUGUGCAAGGCCAAAUUUUCCUGGAAUAUACACCAAGUUAACAAACUAUAUUGAAUGGCUUAAAGAUAACUUAGGUGAUGAGUGCAUUUGUCCACCACUGCAUCAAGAACAAAACUAACACUUGGUAUAACAUAUUAUAAUUAUCAUAGAAGAAAAGUAAAUGUCAAAUUAGCAUUACGCUAUUUUUAUUUGAGUAUUAUAAACCUAUGAGGAAAAUAUUUUCAUCUUUCUAAGUUAAUAUUUGUGUGAUAAUUGGCUAUUAAUAUAUAAUAUACUUUUUAUAUUUCAAAUUAGUUUGAUAUUUAACGCGCGCGAGAUUCAUAUUAUAUACUGCAAACGUAUAUAAAGAUUAUAUCUAGUUAUUUUAUUAUAGAAUUAUAUAUAUAUUGUAAAAAUCUGCGUUAUAUUAAUGUAUAAUAUAUAUUUAUUUAUAUAUAAUAUUACAUAUAUCUAGUCCAGAAAAAUUGUAUAUAAUAAAAUAUUUAUAUUAUAUAUUGCGAUAUUAUAUAUUGUAAUACAAAUGUCUUGUUAAAUAACAAGAGAUGUAUAAUAACAAAAAGCAUAAAUAGUUCUUAUUUACUCAAUAUAUUGUAUAUAAAGUUGUCAGAAUUAUAAAUAAUUUAUUAUCAAAUGUGUUCUCUACUGU
Molecule: messenger RNA, 3510 nt
Organism: Formica exsecta
Lineage: Eukaryota; Metazoa; Arthropoda; Insecta; Hymenoptera; Formicidae
Product: soluble guanylate cyclase 89Db-like
Exons: 18
Coding region: 256-2982 (908 amino acids)
Biological process (GO): response to oxygen levels; cGMP biosynthetic process; proteolysis
Cellular component (GO): guanylate cyclase complex, soluble
Molecular function (GO): guanylate cyclase activity; heme binding; serine-type endopeptidase activity
Source: RefSeq, a predicted model, not a curated record